AUGAAUGGUACACAAGUGAAAGAUGUCAUCAUUAAGCCUGAUGCUCCCAGCGCUCUGCUGCUGGACAAACACGCAGACUACAUCGCUGCCUACGGCUCCAAAAAGGAUGACUAUGAGUACACGCUGUCAGAGUACCUGAGGAUGAGCGGCAUCUACUGGGGGCUGACGGUGAUGGACCUGAUGGGGCAGCUGCCCCGCAUGAACCGGCAGGAGAUCAUAGACUUCAUCAAAGCCUGUCAGCACGAGUGUGGAGGCAUCAGCGCCAGCAUCGGACACGACCCCCACCUGCUCUACACCCUCAGCGCCGUCCAGAUCCUGUGCCUGUAUGACAAUGUGGAUGCACUUGAUGUGGACAAAGUGGUGGAAUACAUCAAAGGGCUUCAGCAGGAAGACGGCUCGUUUGCAGGGGACAAAUGGGGAGAAAUAGACACAAGAUUUUCCUUCUGUGCUGUAGCUACACUUGCAUUGCUGGGCAAGAUGGACGCGAUAAAUGUGGACAAAGCUGUAGAGUUCGUCUUGUCCUGUAUGAACUUUGACGGCGGUUUUGGCUGCAGACCGGGUUCAGAGUCUCAUGCUGGUCAGAUUUACUGCUGCUCUGGCUUCCUGUCGCUCACCGGUCAGCUGCACCAGGUGAACGCCGACCUGCUGGGCUGGUGGCUCUGCGAGAGGCAGCUGCCAUCUGGAGGCCUCAACGGGCGACCGGAGAAGCUUCCAGAUGUGUGCUACUCGUGGUGGGUUUUGGCGUCGCUGAAAAUCAUCGGUAGGAUCCACUGGAUCGACAAGGCCAAGCUGCGAUCGUUUAUUCUGGCCUGCCAGGACGAGGAGACCGGAGGCUUUGCUGACAGACCGGGAGACAUGGUGGAUCCUUUCCACACUCUGUUCGGGGUUGCAGGUCUCUCUCUUCUCGGAGAGGAACAGAUCAAGCCGGUGAAUCCUGUUCUGUGCAUGCCCGAGGAUGUCCUGCAGAGGAUCAACCUGCAGCCUGACCUCCUCAGUUAGCCUUCUGACUCCAUCAUCCCACCACACACACACACACGCACACACACACACACGCACACGCACACACACACAAACACGCACGCACACCGCUGCCCUGCUGGAACUACCAUGGCUGGACGUCAGGAGCAGAGAGAGGACCACCACACAUCUUAGUGUUAGAUCAAGUCUACAGACACAUUUUAGAUACCGGUCUCUGUCUCCACUCACUGAGGACACAUAGAGUUACGCAGUUCUGGAUUGAUUCCUCUGUUUUUGCGCCAUCAUUAUGUUAUCAAGUCCCUUUUGUUGGUUUUGCUCCUGAGAAUGGUUUAGGAACGAAAUGAAGUGUGGCCGCUGUCGCUAAAGCCCAUAAAUCAUGAAGCAACAUUCCUUAACUUGUCAGCGAACUCACCACGUCAGUGUGUCUGGGGAAAACGAGACUGUUAGCAAAAUGUAGUGGAAAUCAGUUGUGCAUCUCUUACUCAUCACAUUUUCAGGAAGUUAUUACUGUACUUAAUUACUGGACAGAGACAGAGGGCAGAGGCGUUCAUUGGUUCAGAUUUUUUUAUGUGCGUUACUUGAAUGACGAGGAAUAUAAGGUCUAACAUGACAGAUUUAUGCAUUUGAAACCGGUCGUGUUGGGUUAAGUUUGCUCUGUGGUUUUUGUGUUGUGGAGCCUAAGACACUUGACUAGUUUAAAGAUGAACCAUCUUUGUGUUUCUCUUUUUGUCUGAGGGUUCUGCCUUUUUCAUACACCUACAGCUCCAUAUCAAAUAACUCCCGUAUUUGGAAAGUGAGAGCGUUCGAAGGGCAAACUAUUCUCAUUCUGUUUACACUUGAGCAAUCACACUUCAACAGGUCAAAAGGUCCCACAACUGGAUACGCAACGCGGGGCUUGUUGCAAACAAAGACAGUUUUAUUAACCCUUUUAAAAGCGGAGCACCAUCCGUUUUUUUGUGCUGUGUUCAGACGCUUUUAACAUUCACACGCUGUGUGAAUCUUUGAAACCUGAGCAGAUUGGUUUUGAAAACAUGGGGGGAAAAGGCAAUGACCAACCUGGCAAGAAAU
Messenger RNA from Plectropomus leopardus (leopard coralgrouper), 2046 nucleotides. The record is from RefSeq and is a predicted model, not a curated record. NCBI's taxonomy places the organism in Eukaryota, Metazoa, Chordata, Actinopteri, Perciformes, Serranidae.